AUGCCUUCUACACCGUCUCGACAAGCCCGUUAUGACUCCUCCGCUUACAAGCCUUCUUCUUCGGCAAGGAAGCCAUGUAGCUACGCUCCGGAGAAGAACACUCGUUCUAGAUUAAAAAAUGCUCCUGAGGCGUCUGACGAUUCGGAUAUCCAGAUAGCGCAACUCACCAAAUCCAUGACGCGAACCUUGAGUCUAUCAACUACGUCUCCGGCCAAAGACGAAGUCCGAGCCGCGUCUACAAACGAUGAAGUCAGGUUCCCAGCAGUAGCAAAGAACGCGAAAGUGACAUCUGGGGAGGUCGGAGCCACUUCAGAUCAGGUUAAUUCCUCAUCUGAGGCCCUUUCAAAACAUGAAGUCGAGGCCCUAUCCAAAAACGUGGAAGCAACUUCCGGUACUGGCGUAACUUUACUCAAUGCGGUCAAAUCUGACCCUGACAACGAUGUGAGUUUCGCUUCCAGUUCCUCAGGCAUAUCCAGAAUUCUCAUGAGACGGGAUAAAGAUCCGUGGAAGACUUAUUCAAGCCAUAACGUGUCCGCAAAGGACGCCAUCAAGCAGUACUAUGAGACCAACAGUCUCGCAAUCCCUCAACGCGUGCAAUCCAAGAGGGUGAUCCAGCUUUUGGAGGGUGGUUUGCUCAAGGUGCAAUGCCCGAUAUGUCGGAGACGUGUCAGCAGAAGCCCAGUCCGCAACAUACUCGCCAUUGAAGUACUUGAUGUUGUUGGUAACCUUGAGAGAUCGUGA
Coniophora puteana RWD-64-598 SS2 is the source of this 741-nucleotide messenger RNA. RefSeq lists its product as uncharacterized. The record is from RefSeq and is a predicted model, not a curated record. Lineage: Eukaryota; Fungi; Basidiomycota; Agaricomycetes; Boletales; Coniophoraceae. The transcript is spliced from 3 exons. The coding region runs from base 1 to 741 and encodes 246 amino acids.